ACCAGGUACCAUCCACUACUCUUUGAUUGUGGUGAACUGUAGCCUCAGUUUCUUUUUCAUAACUGACAGGACUGGCACCAUGUGGGGUUUUCUGCUGCUGGAGCCCAUCAGCUUCAAGGUUUGAUGUGUUGUUUAGUCAGAUCUUGUGCAUACUGUGGCUGUAAUUAUUUAAAUUACAGUUAACUAAGUCACUGGAUAUUUUCUUUUAUUCAGACAACUGUAUAAACCCUACAGGUGUUUGUGUGGUAAAAUCCCAGUAUAUCAGCAGUUUGAGACCAGGCCGUCUGGUACCAACAUCCAGACCAUGUUCGAAGUCACUUUAAUCACUUUUCUUCUCCCAUUCUGAUGCUCAGUUUGAACUUCAGGAGGUCAUAUUGACCAUGUCUGCAUUUCUAAAUGCACUGAGUAUUGGCUGGUUAGAUAUUUGCAUUAACAGCAGAUGGAUUGGUGCAGUUAUAAAUGGCUUAUCUGUCUUACCUUAUGAGUAAGAAGUCUAUGCUCAAAAACCAACUGGUCAUUUGAUAAAUAAAAUCAUCCAGUUAAACUGAGUAAAUUAUUCCCCCCGAGUUAACAAUUGUAAACUUCGGUGCCGACAUCCAUGCCCUGAUGUGCGGAUGGUGCCAUCAACACUUCCCACAACAGAUGGAGCUGUGUUCACCUCUGGCGGAGUGAACUUCAGUGUCAGAGGCAGGGCUGAGUCAGCCCGCAGGAAUUAGGAAGUGUGUGUUUACGCCUGAUUCAACGCUACAUACGACAGCGAGCAGGAACAGAAAUGUCAGCAUCUGCUACACAGCCAGAGCUGAGGCUGGUGGUGCUGGGCCGGAGUGGGGCAGGGAAGAAGACUGCAAUAUGCAAAAUCCUCGGCCUGCAAGACUACCAGCAGGACACAGAUGAUGAUGCUGUCCAGGAGUGCAGCAAACACAGAGGGGAAGUCGCGGGCAGACAGGUGGUGAUAGUCUCUAGUCCAGCCUGGUACGGUUCAGGUUGUAACUCAGAGGAAAGAAGAAAUUACAUUUCCUCCUUCAUUGCCUCAUCCAGCCCUGGACCACACGCCUUUCUGCUCUGUGUCCCAGCAAACCAGCCGGCUGAUGAAGAGGCCAAGGCACUGGAUGUCCUGAAGAAGCUCUUUGGUUCCUCUGCUGUAAGCAGAAAUACCAUCAUACUCUUCACCCACACAGAUGUGCUGGAUGAGGACGAGCAGCUGGAAGAAUACCUCGUCACAUGGCGAAAGGACCUAAUGGAGCUGGUGGAGAGAUGUGGAGAGCGCUACCACACCCUGGAAGCCCGCAGUGGAGAACAAGAUGGAAGGACAGCGGUGGAGGAGCUGCUGGAGAAAGUCGAGCAGGCAGUUAUGAAGAGUGGGGGUUUACACUUUAGCUGCCCUCUGUACCAGGAGGCUGAGGAAAGGGUGAGAGAGAGGCAGGCAGAGAUAGUGAGACAGAGAAGAGAGGAGCUGAAUGACCAGGUGUCUCCCACAGACUCCCAACUGGAGAAUGAGGAAGAAUUGGAAGAGGUCCGGGAAGAAGCAGAGAGGAGCAUAGGUGACCUGAAUGUGGAUGUAGAUAGCAUUUUUCCCUCUACUGAUGUUUCACCUUCCACCUCUGCUCCGUCUUUCCUCGGGGGCUUGUGGGAAAAGCUGACAGGGUGGAUUAGGUGGCUGUCCUCUCUGGUGAGAAGGGAGUCGCUGCUGGGGUCACUGGUCGGCCUGUUCGUGGGAGGGACGUAUGGAGGUAUGGUUGGGGCCACUGUGGGGUCUGUGGCUACUGAAGUGGGGCGAAGAAAAACAGAGAAAACUAAAUGAGAAGCAAUCUCAUGUUUAAGUUGCACCUUAAAGCCACUCUACUGUGUUCCACAAACCACUGUAUUACUGGGCUGUGGGCUUACCCACUAACACAAAAUAGCAUGUUUCCCUGAUUACAAAUAAUGCUUUAUAGAUCAGUUUUAACUCGUAAAUAAGGACAAUUUAGGGUUUGCUGGAUUUGAAAAAUCUUUUGGCUGGUAUGUUCUCAAAUGUAACUGCCGCUGUCUUUUUUGCUAGCUUAGUAUUCAAUAUUGUCGGCAUGACUCAGAUCUUUGCCUCUUUCUGUACUUCAAGUACAUGAAGACGCCAUCUCGUCUGUAAACAAACCACUGAGUGGUAGCGAAAACUUGUCUUCCAUGCAAACUGUGGGAGACUGCAGCAGUUUGCUGUAACCAAAGUAAUCAGAGGUUUUCAGUGGAGCACUGGACACACCUUAUUUCAACUAGUGAUGGCACGCAACCUUCUGCAGCCACUUGCCAAUUGAUCAGGGAAUGCACAUUUUUUCCUAAAGACCGUUAGUUAUCAGCUGGUUGUGGAGGCCUCUGUGACUGGGACCUAACAGAGCAUCUGAGAUGUCCUGAUGAAUGCAGCUUUCUAACCAAGCUUGCUAGCAGUGUUCUUUUUUUUUCACGUUGGCAAAUAGUUGGUUCUUGACACAGUGAAAAGACACAUAAUAAAAUUUAUUUGGGGGGUGGCUGGUUCUGUCCAACUUGCCUUUCCUUUUAGCUCUAUUUUUCAUCUCCAUCAGCUUCUGAGGAAAAUAUCAAACUUUUAAGCUGCUGUGUUCACAAGCUAGUUUCUGACUUUGCUGUGUUUGUUUGUGUUUUCCCCUCCCUUUUCCCUCCCUUCCUCUGUCAAUGAAAAAAGUCAGCGAAAACGUAAAAAUCAACAAGCUUAAAAGAGUUGACAUAGAGUGCAGAGCUAGCGCUACACUAGCUCGUCAAACUAACUGCAUCUAAAUCCAUUACUGUGAAAAUUUUGAAUAUCCUUUUAACUUUCCUAUAAAAAGGAUAUCAUACAACAGCCAAAUCGAUUAUUCAUAACCUUGCAAGCAGCUCGUCCUUAUGAGUGGACUAUUACUGAUCUCUAAAGAAAUUAUUUAUCAUUAAGUAACAACUCCUGAACCUGUUUUAUGCUUUUCAGAGAGGGCACAGGGAAGGCUUGAAACACUUUUGUUAGGAGGCAAUACCAAGAAGAAUCCACAAGGUGGUGACAUUGACCUUUAUAUAGAAGUUUGAAGUUUUCUGAGGUGAACUGAAAGAUAAUCAUUUACUGCCUACCAAGCAAAUAAAAGCUGCUGUUUUAA
Molecule: messenger RNA, 3107 nt
Organism: Haplochromis burtoni (Burton's mouthbrooder)
Lineage: Eukaryota; Metazoa; Chordata; Actinopteri; Cichliformes; Cichlidae
Exons: 3
Coding region: 773-1801 (342 amino acids)
Molecular function (GO): GTP binding
Source: RefSeq, a predicted model, not a curated record